Messenger RNA from Penicillium egyptiacum, 348 nucleotides. The record is from the annotation of a GenBank genome assembly. NCBI's taxonomy places the organism in Eukaryota, Fungi, Ascomycota, Eurotiomycetes, Eurotiales, Aspergillaceae.
AUGGUAUACUCUGAAUGGGCAAGCUUCUUAUUGAUGCCUUGGCUCUCUGCAGACGCUGAGACCGCCGACCCUAUCAUUGCCAACGGCCCGGCGGAUGCAAAUCAUAACACUCACCACGAAAGCUCACCACUGCUUGCAGGAAGGGAGAACAGAGCGGCAUUGGCGCGCAAGGGCAAGAUUACCCUCGCGGCUUUGUAUGCCAUCCAGGUGUUCUAUAGCUUCUUCAUCAUGCUUCUCUUCAUGACGUAUAAUGGGCAGGUCAUGAUUGCGGUUGCAGUGGGCGCGUUCGUUGGGUACUUGGCUUUCUCCGAAGGGACGCCAGCCACAAAGACGAUCGCGUGUCAUUGA